AUGGAUGACUUCACCGCCUACUUGNGGAACAAGAGUGGGUACGGGUUGAACAUCCAGGCGACCUGUGACGCCAACUACCGCUUCUGCAGCAUGUCGGCCAUUUCGGCCGGUGCGACGAAUGACUGGACAGCAUGGAAUCGUUCUUCGCUGUCAGACUCGGUGGCGCGCCUACCGCCUGGGUACUACGUGCUAGGCGACGCGGCGUACCCUCUCAGCGAUCAUCUCCUCACGCCGUACCCGGGGAAGUUGCUGCCACGAGACGAAGACUCGUUCAACUUCCACCUGAUCCAACUGCUAGUAAAGAUCGAGCAAGCUUACGGCAUCCUCGUGGGGCAGUGGGGGAUUUUGUGGAGGCCGUUGCGGGUUCAGUUCGCAGGCCGCAGCGCCCUCAUCACGGCCCCCUUUCGUCUGCACAACUACCUCCGCGACGAGCAAGUGAAGCCGGUCCACAUGUCAGAGGAAGACGCGGAGACCGGGCGCGACCGUCCCCAUCUGACGGAAAACGACACGCUGCCGGAAGACUUUCAAACAACCGACACGGGGGUGCCGAAGCCGACGAGGUCGGGAGACGUCCCCACCCGCCUGGCGCUGAGGAUGCUACUGGAAAACAGGCGACAAUACCGCCCUCUAUACAACCUGCAGCGCAACGAGGCACUGUAG
This is a messenger RNA of Ectocarpus sp. CCAP 1310/34, 660 nucleotides long. Lineage: Eukaryota; Phaeophyceae; Ectocarpales; Ectocarpaceae. The record is from the annotation of a GenBank genome assembly.